Messenger RNA from Ostrinia nubilalis (European corn borer), 5205 nucleotides. RefSeq lists its product as uncharacterized. Lineage: Eukaryota; Metazoa; Arthropoda; Insecta; Lepidoptera; Crambidae. The coding region runs from base 703 to 1308 and encodes 201 amino acids. The record is from RefSeq and is a predicted model, not a curated record. The transcript is spliced from 3 exons.
ACACUAAGCUGUGGAAUUUAAUUUUUGUGUAAUGGCAAUGUUUUCUCUCUCUCUCGUCUCGGCUCCCACGAAUACACAAGUGUGUUAUCUGAAGAUUGUGUUUUAAUAAAGAAACCCGCAGUAUCCAGCCCUAUCAUACACAAAUACGCGCGCGGCCGCGCCUCAUGGUCCUUCGAGAUAUUUAUGAAGAUCUGUGGGUUGACCAGAAACCACUUGGAAGAAACGCAAGUAUUCGCAAUUUGGGAAGCACAACAAGGACGCCAUUUUCGUUCAUUCGUCGUUUGGGUCGCAAUUCGCUCAGCAUCCAAUCAAGCAGCACGCAACAAAUCGCAACCAGGUGGCGCUGUAACCGCAAACCCGAUUCGUGCCGAUUGUGGUGUCGACCAUCGCCGAAGAAAGAAAAGGACGCAAAACUUGCAACGAGACCGAGUGCAAGCAGGACGGCAAGAACUUCGUGCAACACAUUCGUUCACCCUUCGUUCAACAUUCGUUCAUCUGCCGCACCACGUGACGACCAACGCUACGUGCAACACCUUCAAUCUCAGUUCAUUCGCCAAUUUUGCCAUUUCCGCCAUUUUGUGUUUCGCCCUUUUGUAAGCGGUUAAAUUAUUGUAAUUGACGUAACUAUUUUAAGUUAAGCAUAGUUAUAAGCGUGAAUUUGUGUGAGAAGUUUAUCCAUUGUGGUGAAAAGGAAGUUUAAACAUGGAGGAAGGAUUAAAACAGAAAAUUGCUUCGCGAGGUUACCUAAAAGGUACGAUCACAAGAUUGCUACAAGUUUGUGAACAAGAUUUAUCUUCACAUUCAAUCGAAAUCUUAGAAGCAAAACGUGUCAGACUUGAAACAUCUUUCGCAGCGUACGAAAAGCUCAACCAAGAGAUAUUGUACUUGGAUGAAAAUGACAGCGAAAACGUCGAAAUAACUGAAAGCAACUAUUUCGCUAUUCUAACAAAGCUAGACUCAGAAAUUAAAAAAAAGAUGUCAACUUCCUCCAUGCAAGCCUCCAAGUCACCUCACCAUAAUUUAACUAAGUUACCGCCAGUUACAAUCCAAACUUUCAAUGAUAACUCAACGGCAAAGGCGUACCAACUUGGGCGCUGUAUGGAAAUGGAGCCCAAACUUGAAGAUUUCUUGCUAUUCAUCGAGAAGCAAGCAAUGGCGCUGGAGAAUACUGAGCAGGGUCACACUUCCAGCAACAACAACAAGGUGGUGGUGACUCACAUGACUACAGCAGCAUGCGGAUACUGUGCUCAUACCGAGCCAAGGAGGGGCACCUCGCGAGCUGACGGCGUUGCCCACGCAAGCGCCUGAGUCUACUGGGUCUCUGGCUCGUGAGCAACAAAGCAGCAACUACUCGUCAACUGCCACAAAGGAUAAUUCAGCUAAGCUAUUCAUAACCAAUACCCACUUUGGAAACAUUAUUGCAGGUACUGUCUCUCCUUUUCAAUUACCUAAACAAUGCCACAAAGUUGUUCUCAAAUGUGAGUUAGGGUUGAGUGACACUAUUGCUAACUUUUGGAGUACUGAAAAGGUCCCAGAAGUAUAUCCUGAGCAUUCUUCUGAGCAUGAACAGUGUGAGGAAAUAUUUAAAGAGUCCGUUCAGUUGAAAGACAGUAGAUUUCAAGUUGCAUUACCUUUAAAGUUACCUUUACCUCAAAUUAAUGACGUCCUUGGCGAAUCUUUUCAUUUGGCUCUCAAACGGUUCUAUAAUUUAGAAAAAAGGCUACAUGCAAAUCCUGAGUUAUUCAUGCUAUACAAAAAUUUCAUUCAUGAAUACUUAGCACUAAAUCAUGGUCACUACAUAGACAUUGAAAGUUAUGAUUUGAUGAAACAACCUGUUUAUUUUCUGCCACAUCAUGCGGUAAUAAAUGACAAUAGUAAAACUACUAAACUCAGAACUGUGUUUGAUGGAUCUAUGAAGUCAAGCAAUAAAGUAUCAUUAAAUGACUUACUAUUAAAUGGGCCUGUAGUUCAAAGAGAAUUAUUUGACAUAAUAUUGUUAUUUCGAUUAGGUGAUUAUACUUUCACUGCUGACAUCAAGCGCAUGUUUCGCAAUAUAAAAGUAGAUCCGGAAUACACUUCUCUUCAGAAUAUACUAUGGAGGGACGAUCCCACCGAGUCAGUGCAAUGCAUUCGAUUAGAUACUGUAACGUACGGGUUGAAAAGCAGUACAUACAUUGCCACUCGCUGUUUAGAUGAGCUAGCAAAUAGAUAUAGGGACGAAUUUCCUCUAGCCUCAUCCAUAAUUAAAAAUAAUGUGUAUUGUGAUGAUAUUUUAUUUUCUCACAAUGAUCUCGAAACUGUGUUUGCGGCACGUGACGAAUUGCGUAGAUUACUGUCACUAGGUAGUUUUGAAACUCACAAAUGGAGCUCCAAUGACAGUCAAGUUCUAUCUGAUAUACCAAUCAAUGACUUGCAUUUUGAUAGUCUUGAUUUGCAAAAAGACAACUUUAAUAUGAAGGCUUUAGGUCUUACAGUAAAUGUGAAGCAUGAUCACUUCAUAAUAUCUUCACCACAGCCAUUUGAUUCAAACAAAAUCACUAAGAGAACUAUUUUGAGUUAUAUAGGCAAAUUCUAUGAUCCAAUGGGUUUUGUUAGUCCUAUUAUUGUCUCAGCCAAGUCUAUAAUGCAAAAACUUUGGCUGCAAAAAUUAGAGUGGAAUGACAGUCCCCAACCUGAGGUGUGUCAGGAGUGGCAAUCUUUUACAGCUGACUUAGCUGCAAUGAAACCAAUUUUAUUACAAAGAAAUUUAAGCAUUUCAGACGUUGACACAGCUGAAUUAAUCGGAUUCGCAGACGCAUCCAGUACGACUGGCUACGGCUGCUGCGUAUACCUUCGCUGGUCCAGCCCCACAGGUACUGUGAAUGUGCAAUUACUCUGCUCGAAGUCGCGCAUCAAUCCUAUACAAAAGAAAGGUAUGACUGUGCCAAAGUUAGAGCUAAAUGCUGCACUCAUACUUUCAAAGUUAAUUUUUAAAGUUUAUGAUGUUCUUAAAACAAAAAUUAAAAUUAGUAAUGUUUACUUAUUUACCGAUUCUAAAAUAGUCCUUGCAUGGCUUAGUACCGAUCCAACAAUGCUCAAAGCAUAUGUUGCAAACAGAGUAAUUGCCAUUCGCCAAACCUGCGAUCAAUGGGACUGGCUGUAUGUGAAGUCAGCUGACAAUCCUGCGGAUCUUGUAAGUCGCGGAACCAAGCCAGGUGAAUUGCUAGGGUGUGAUUUGUGGUGGCAUGGUUCUCAAUUUCUUCAAACUAGCAAGCUUGACUUUUCCUCUUGCUAUACGGGUCUACCUGUCGACUUACCUGAAGUGAAACUCUGCUCAGCCUUCUCCUGUAACGUUGUGUGUGACGAUUUCGAUCAGCUUGCAUUUAUAUUUCAGCGUUUGCAUGAUUGCUCAGAUAUACAUAAAAUGACUAGGUUGUUAGCUUAUAUCUUGAGAUUUUUAAAUAAUUUAAAUAAAAAUAAACAAAAAUUAAAUGCAUCAUUUUUAAGUGCACAAGAACUUAACAAUGCGUUAAUGCUAUUAAUAAAGUACGAACAACAUACCUAUUUUCAAACUGAAUUAAAUUUAUUGCGCAAUGGCAAGAAUGUUAAGGGAAAUUUAGCUAAUCUGCACCCCCAUAUCGACGACCAAGGGCUUUUACGUGUGGGUGGUAGGCUUCAUCACGCAGAUAUCGCUUACGCACAAAAACAUCCCAUAAUAUUACCGAAAAGUUCUAUUGUCACUAACUUGCUUAUACGAAGUGAACACGAAAGGUUACUGCACGCAGGGCCUAGGCUUUUACUUGCGCAUUUAAACCAAAGGUAUUGGAUUGUAAACGGCUUAAUGGAAAUUAAGAAGAUAACUCAUAAGUGUAUUACAUGUUUCAGACAAAAAGCCACUGUGGCCAAACAGCUGAUGGGGUCCUUGCCAGCUGCUCGCGUCACUGCGACCAGCCGUCCCUUUGAGAAGGUCGGAGUGGAUUUCGCCGGGCCUAUUGAUGUCAAGCUAUCGCGAGUGAGACGAUCUGUAGUUGGUAAAGGUUACAUCUGCGUGUUCGUCUGUUUUACGACGAAGGCCGUCCACUUGGAAUUGGCCUCAGAUCUAACCACUGAAACCUUUCUCGCUUGCUUAAGAAGGCUGAUAUCACGAAGAGGAUUGCCCGCCGAAAUUCACUGCGACAAUGCUAGUACUUUUAAAUGUGCACGGUCCCAUCUAGCUGAGCUUUACAAAUUGCACACUUCCCAGAGUCACCAAGCAGAAGUACAUCAUUUCGCAACACAACGCGGUAUUGCUUUUAAGUUUAUCCCCGCUUACUCACCUACCUUCGGGGGACUAUGGGAAGCUGCAGUUAAAAGCACAAAAUAUCACCUAAAAAGAGUUCUGCAAAAAACUGUACUUACCUAUGAGCAACUUAGUACUGUGUUAACAGAGAUAGAAGCAAUACUCAACUCGAGACCCCUUCUACCUCUGUCAUCAGAUCCUGAUGAUUUUUGUUAUUUGUCACCAGGACAUUUCAUUAUUGGCUCUCCUCUAACUAUGUAUCCGGAACAGAAUGUUGUCGUUCCGCGAAAUAAAUUAAAAUUUUGGCAAUUAUGUACUAAUUUAAAACAAAUGUUUUGGAAAACUUGGCAUAAGAAGUAUCUUAAUGUAUUGCAAAAUAGGCCAAAAUGGAGAACAGAUUGCAAUGAUGUAAAAGUAGGAAGUUUAGUAAUUUUAAAAGAUGAUAACACUCCUUCAAUGUCAUGGCCUAUGGCUAGAAUUAUAAAUGUUUUCCCUGGGCAUGACACAAAAGUUAGAGCAGUAGAAGUAAUGACAUCUAAUAAGAAAACUCAUGUUCGUGGCAUACAUAAAGUGUGUCUCUUGCCAAUAGAUGAUAAUCUGUAAAAUGUUAUCACUUAAUUUUAGAAGUUAAGACUAAUUAAUGAACCUACUGUUAAUUUAGUUACAUGUGCAUAAUAUCUUAUGAUUACUUACAAGAUGUAACAAAUUACAUUAUGUAUUGUACAAAAUGUGUACUGUGAUGAGUAUUAUAAGUCUAACUUACCUUUAGUUACCUACUAAUUAAUAGUAAAAUUAAUGUUGUGUAACUAUCAAAUAUUUUCGCCCUUCCUGGGGCCCCAGUAUGUUGCAUGGCAACACUAAGCUGUGGAAUUUAAUUUUUGUGUAAUGGCAAUGUUUUCUCUCUCUCUCGUCUCGGCUCCCACGAAUACACAAGUGUGUUAUCUGAA